Molecule: messenger RNA, 741 nt
Organism: Miscanthus lutarioriparius
Lineage: Eukaryota; Viridiplantae; Streptophyta; Magnoliopsida; Poales; Poaceae
Source: the annotation of a GenBank genome assembly
AUGGAUCGCGCGCAGUUGCUCCUUGUCGGACUCCCGGCCUUCCUCUUCUUCUCCGACCUCACUCACAUCUUCGCGCCACCGCCUCCCCACCUCCGCCACCCUCCUCACCACCAUCAUCCGCAUCCGCCGCACCAUCACCACCCGCAUCCGCCACACCAUCCCCACCCGCAUCCGCCGCACCAUCCCCACUCGCCGCACCACCACCAGCACCCCGACCCUUCUGCGGGAAUUAUACAGGAGCCACGUGUGGAUGAGGCUGGAUUCGGCAGCACAGUGGAGCUGCAAUUCUGCGCCUCCUGCUCCUACAAGGGAACUGCGGUGACCACGAAGCGCAUGCUGGAAACCUCAUUUCCUGGCAUUCAUGUUAUCUUGCGUAAUUAUCCUCCUCCAUUCCCCAAGCGUGUACUCAGCAAAGUUAUCCCAAUUGUUCAAGUUGGAGCCAUUGCAACAAUAAUGGCGGGUGACCAGAUUUUCCCAAGGCUUGGAAUGGUUCCUCCUCCAUGGUACUACUCACUUCGUGCCAAUAAAUUCGGAACCAUGGCAACAAUCUGGCUAUUUGGCAACUUUGCUCAGUCCUUUCUACAAAGCUCUGGUGCCUUUGAAGUUUACUGCAAUGGAGAUUUGGUAUUCUCAAAACUUGCUGAGCAGAGGUUCCCUAGCGAGUUCGAGUUGCGGGACCUUAUUGGCAGCAGAUUGCCUGAGUCUCCAUUUGGGAGGAAUCUGGGGAAAACCUUGACUUAG